AUGGUUGUUGUUCUCCUAACGGGCUCCAAAUGUUCUGGGAAAAAGACCGUUGCAGAAAUAUUACAUCACGACCGCGGAUGGAAUUGGAUUGAUUGUGAAGCGUAUCUCAGAAGUGGUGACGAGUUUGAAUCAACCCCGCUGAACAAGAAGGCUAACAAAGAAAAUAGUAUUUAUGCUCAAUCUAGGCAAAACAUUGAGCGGUCGGCGUCUUCGACACACCCCGAAUUCGAUAGAAAUGAUGACAACUUCUGUGGUACUCCGGCUCCACCGCCAUUGAAUGCAUCAACACUCCAGACAUCAGCGCCCAGCGAAGAACAACUGCGCCACUUCAGAUUGGCAGCAUUGAAGAAAGAAAUUAUAAAACGUUACGAUGAAAAUAUUGUUGUUUAUUCGAUUAGCCAUCUAGCGAUAUUACAGACGUUAAGAACAAGGCCGUACGUGGUUGUCGUUGCUAUCGAUUCGGCAAUUGACUUGCGGAUGACCCGCUGGCAAUCUCUUCAUUCAGACUCUUCUCUUGAGAACUUCAUCAAAUCGGAUUCUUCUGUACGGCGUUGCGCAAUAGUUUUUUCCCCUGCAUUAUUUCUUCCUCAGCAUAGCCAUGGAUGCCAGGAGUGCAUCAAAAGGCCUUCCAGUUCAGCGGCAUUAACAAGGGCUUUAGCUUCAAGUGAUAUUGGUCAUCACCAUCAAUAUAAUCAUCACCAUCAAUAUAGUCAUCACCAUCAAUAUAAUCAUCACCAUCAAUAUAGUCAUCACCAUCAAUAUAAUCAUCACCAUCAAUAUAAUAUUACCAUCAAUAUAAUCAUCACUAUGUUACCAGAUCUUGGUUUGGGUCAUCCGUCCAUCUUUCGUCCUUCGUUUGAUACGCAAUUCAUGUCAACUGCUCAUGUGAUCUCAAGUCGUUCAAAUUGCAUAAGACGCCGAGUUGGGGCUGUUCUGACGAAAGAUUGUAUC
Messenger RNA from Condylostylus longicornis, 951 nucleotides. RefSeq lists its product as uncharacterized. The record is from RefSeq and is a predicted model, not a curated record. The transcript has 4 exons. Lineage: Eukaryota; Metazoa; Arthropoda; Insecta; Diptera; Dolichopodidae. The annotation marks the transcript as partial.